This is a messenger RNA of Sungouiella intermedia, 1626 nucleotides long. Lineage: Eukaryota; Fungi; Ascomycota; Pichiomycetes; Serinales; Metschnikowiaceae. The record is from the annotation of a GenBank genome assembly.
AUGUCUGACUACAACGGUGGCUACAGCAACUACAACAGCGGCUACAACAACUACAACGGUGGUGGAUUCAGAAACAACGACCGCAACGGUGGCGGCAACGGUGGCUUCAGAGGCGGCCGUGGCGGCAGAUUUGGCGGACAAAGAAGAGAAGCUGAAAGAGUCGAAUUAACCACUCCAGAGUGGGAUUUGGACUCUUUGCCAAAGUUUGAAAAGAACUUCUACACUGAGCACCCAGAUGUGGCUGCUCGUUCUGAGGACGAUGUUCGUCAGUUCAGAAAGGAAAACGACAUGACCAUUGAGGGCCACGACAUCCCUAAGCCUAUUACCUCUUUCGAUGAGGCUGGAUUCCCAGACUACGUCUUGAGCGAGGUCAAGCAGCAGGGUUUCCCAAAGCCAACUGCUAUCCAGUGUCAGGGUUGGCCUAUGGCUUUGAGCGGAAGAGAUAUGGUGGGUAUUGCCGCCACUGGUUCUGGUAAGACUCUUUCAUACUGUUUGCCGCUGAUUGUGCACAUCAAUGCUCAGCCUUUGUUGAAGCACGGCGAUGGUCCUAUUGUGUUGAUUUUGGCUCCAACUAGAGAGUUGGCUGUGCAAAUUCAGACUGAGUGUUCCAAGUUCGGAUCCUCGUCCAGAAUUAGAAACACUUGUAUCUAUGGUGGUGCUCCUAAGGGUCAGCAGAUCAGAGAUUUGGCUAGAGGUGUGGAGAUUUGCAUUGCUACCCCAGGUAGAUUGAUUGAUAUGUUGGAGACAGGUAAGACCAACUUGAAGAGAGUCACUUACUUGGUUUUGGAUGAGGCCGACAGAAUGUUGGAUAUGGGAUUCGAGCCACAAAUCAGAAAGAUCGUGGACCAGAUUAGACCUGACCGUCAAACCUUGAUGUGGUCGGCCACUUGGCCUAAGGAAGUCAAGAACUUGACCAGAGAUUACUUGGUUGACCCUAUUCAGGUCACCAUCGGUUCUUUGGAGUUGUCCGCUUCCCACACCAUCACACAGUUGGUUGAGGUUGUCACUGAGUUCGAGAAGAGAGACAGAUUGGUUAAGCACUUGGAGAUCGCCACCACUGAUAAGGAGGCCAAGUGCUUGGUGUUUGCUUCCACCAAGAGAGCAUGUGACGAGAUCACUUCUUAUUUGAGAGAGGACGGAUGGCCUGCAUUGGCUAUCCACGGAGACAAGGACCAGCAUGAGAGAGACUGGGUUUUGAGAGAGUUCAGAUCUGGAAAGGCUCCAAUCAUGGUGGCUACCGAUGUGGCUGCUAGAGGAAUUGACGUUAAGGGUAUUACUUAUGUUAUCAACUACGACAUGCCAGGUAACAUCGAGGAUUACGUCCACAGAAUUGGAAGAACCGGAAGAGCUGGUACUACUGGUACUGCUGUGUCGUUAUUCACUGAUGGCAACUCCAAGUUGGGUGGUGACUUGUGUAAAAUCAUGAGAGAGGCUAACCAGACCGUUCCACCUGAGUUGCAGAGAUUUGACAGAAGAUCUUAUGGAUCUCACAUCAAGUAUGGCCGUGGAGGAUACGGUAGAGGUAGAGGUCGUGGAGGAUACGGUGGAGGCCGUGGUAGAGGAGGAUUCGGAAACCGUCAGACCGGAUCCAACAGCCAGCCAAUGGGAGACAGACGUCGUUUCUAG